AGGAGAUAUUGAGUUGUACCACUAGGGGGCGCGAUUGCAAAGAAAGCGUCUGUUCAUUCAUUUUUAUUGCCCAAUAAUGGUUAAAAGAGCGCAUUUUGUCAGCGCCUGUGCUGUCUCCUAGAUGAGUAUUUUUUUCUGACCUCGAUAAAUAUUACAGAGAUUUCUUCUAUAGCUGGCUUUUUACAGCUGAAACAGCAGGUGAGAGGUGCUUUGGACAGAGUGCAUGGAAUCUGAACACAAAAAAAGAAGAACAUGGGGGAUUGAUUGGACGGACAAUUGCAUUAAACAGCAAAAAAGGCGUACAAGAAAUUAAAUGUGAUGCCACUAAUGGAAAUAUGGCUAUUUAACCAAGACUAAUGGAAGAAUGCUUAACACAGUAAACACAGGCACAUAAACAAACCUAUGCUUUAAUUCUCUUCCACACUAUUCACACCUUUUUCUCCCUACCUGCUAUAUUUUAUUUCACAUUCCCAUUCACAUUUCAUUUUUGCAUCAUACUAAAAAUUCAUUCUAUUCCCCAAUACACACCCACUAACACAUACACACUCACACAAGCUCCAAGAAAACAUGGCGGAAAACAUGAGCUCCAAGAUGGACAGUAGCUCCGUAUCCAACAUCUCUCUGCUGGGCCAGGGAGACUCUGUGUCCAAAUCAGUGGAGUAUAAGACCGUGUCUGUGUUUCUGGUGGUUCUGGUAUGUGGUGUGGGAAUUGUCGGCAACAUCAUGGUGGUCCUGGUGGUCCUUACCACCCGACACAUGCGAACACCCACCAACUGCUAUCUGGUGAGCCUCGCUGUGGCUGACCUCACGGUGCUGGUGGCGGCUGGGCUGCCCAACAUCUCCGAGAGCCUGAUGGCCACCUGGGUGUAUGGGCAAGCCGGCUGUCUGGGCAUUACCUAUCUCCAGUACCUGGGCAUCAAUGUAUCCUCCUGCUCCAUCACAGCCUUCACAGUGGAAAGAUACAUAGCCAUCUGUCACCCAAUGAGGGCUCAUACGGUGUGUACAGUCUCCAGGGCCAAGCGCAUCAUUGCAGGGGUGUGGGCCUUCACCUGCAUCUACUGCAUGCUUUGGCUCUUCUUGGUGGACAUCCAAGUGAACAGCGAUGGACGCGUCCAGUGUGGCUAUCGCGUCUCCCGAGACCUCUACCUGCCCAUCUACCUCAUCGAUUUCACCAUUUUUUAUGUCAUCCCACUGCUGCUAGCUAUUGUCCUGUAUGGCCUCAUUGCACGAAUCCUCUACCUGAACCCACUGUCCCACCCACCGGAUUCAGGCACCAUCACAGCCCCCACCCUCAGGAGAAGCUGCAAAGAACCUGCAGAUGCAAGCAAAGGAGGUCGCCAAGGACGACCAAAAAGUACACUCUCAUCUCGGAAGCAGGUCACCAAGAUGCUUGCUGUGGUGGUGGUCCUUUUUGCCCUGCUGUGGAUGCCAUACAGAACCCUGGUGCUAAUCAACUCCUUUGUCAGCACGCCAUACCUGGACGCCUGGUUCUUGCUCUUCUGCAGGACAUGCAUAUACGCCAACAGCGCUAUCAAUCCUGUAGUGUACAACCUAAUGUCUCAGAAGUUCCGCUCUGCAUUCCGUGGCCUGUACCGGUGCCAGCAGCCAGCCAGUCACCAGCGCAGUUUGUCUUCACUCCAGACCGGCUACACUGUAGCUAGAGACCCUCGAAGCACUCACGUCAGCAAUGGCACCAAGGAAACUGUCAAGAGAAUCAGCUGCGGCACUGCCAACCAGGAACCAAGCAUGGAAAGCCCCCUGGGUGAAAAGAAAGACACUACAGAAGAUACUGGCAUUGACAAUAAUGGCAUGGAUACGCUACAAGAAAAGACAGGUGAAACUGACACAGUCAAGGAUCCAGGCAGUAUUACAAACCUUGCCAUAGUAACUGAAAGAAAAGGAAUUAAAAAAGAAGAUAAUGGUCCUGGCUUGGAGAAAAAGAUUGAUAGCCAAUGCACUGAUAUUAGAAAAGAUAUGGAAAAUUGUAAUAAUGUUAACAAUGACACAACUCCAGACAUUACCCAUUCUAAUGCAGAGAAAGCUGUGCCAACCUCUGAUGAGAUGAAGCCUGCACUUGGCCUUGUUGAGCAAAAUGCUAAGGAAUUGAGCCACAGCACAUUGUAAUCCCCCCUAAUGUUUCAUUCUUAAAGAUCUUCAAGGGAAAUCAUGUAGGGGUUGGAGUUGUAUAGUUUAUUGCCCUGAUUUGAAAAAAAAAAAAAAAGCUUGUGGUUAAAAGGAGAGCAAAAAAAACAAACUCAAGAUUAAUGUCAAUUUCAGACAGGAUCCAAAAGAGCUGUAUGUCUUGGCACCUGCUAAUGAGACAGUCUGCUAUGGAUUGCAAAGACUUGGACACUCUCUCUGCAUCAGUCUUAUUGGGCAGGGUACUCUCCAGCAACACCUUCCUCUCUGCAUUGGCACCGAAGGUUCUGAAGUUUUGAUGUGUUCUCUUCAUCCAUGUUACAUUAAAACAACUUGCCAGCUCUUCCUGUAAUGAAUGUAAUGAAUCCGGCUAAGUGAGUACAUAACCUACUUCUGAAAGAUCAGAGAGGGUCGUACAGCAACUGCUACAAGGCGCUUUUAUCUGAUAACAUGGCCCAGAGCAUCGGGGCAGCACUAACAUACGUCUGUGUUAUCCAUUCAGCCAACAGGAGGCAUUUAGAGGCUGGCAAUGUGCCAGAGAAGGACCAGAGAGCCUGGCCAGGGGAACUGACUUGUAAUGCAUCAAAAUAUGUUCCACAUAAAAGCCUGUGCUUUAGGAAGAGUGAUGGUUUACAACUGUUUCAUCUGCCAUCAUGCCCAGAGGGUGGGGUGAGUUGGGUGGCUUUUGAGGAAUGGAUGCAGAUUAGACCAAAAAGAGGGAGAAUCAGAUAUCAAUUUACAGACUCAUCUACUUAUCCAUUUAUUUAUAUCAAGUACAUAGAACACUUUAGGACAACUGAUGCUUUCUGGUGAAACAAAUGAAGAAGUAUAUCCUUUUUUGUGUCCGUUAACAAAAUGAAUGUUAUCCUGAUGCGUGCUGAUAUUGAAAAGAUUUGCAAGCACUUUUUUGUGUACCCAGUGCCAAAAUAUUUAUUUAAAUGUUUCACAUUUAUGUAGAAAACAGUCAUAAAUAUGAUUUUCAGUCAUAAAUGGCAAUUUUAUGACGCUAUAAUGACUUAAAAACCAUCAUGCUUAAUGUGCGUUUUAAGUAGUUCUUUUACAAAAGCAAUCUGUUCCCUGUUGUAAUUGCUUUAUUGUACAGCCUGUAGUUUAUGCUUCUCUUGUGCUGUUCCUUAAAAGGAAAGAUUAUGAUAAGAUCUUGAAAUUGUUUGUGGCUGGUUUUGUGGCUUAUUAAACUAAUUUUAGCUGUGCCACACUUAGAGCUCUGCCUGGAAGUCGGAAUUUUCAUUUAUCUCAUCAGGCAUCUUGUUAGAAGAGCCACCACCAUUCUGCUCGUCACCGCUUUAGUGCUUGAGCUAUUAUUUCUGUACUGUCACAUUUCAUUUGAUAAGCAGUGAAUGAAGCCAGUACCAGUGUAAAGAGGCUCAUUUCAGAGUGCUAAAGUGGAAAGUGUGUUAUGCUGAUGUCUUCGCCACACACUGUUUUUUCUGAUUUUAAUUGCAUUGGCGACAGGGAUGGAAAAACAAAUUGUUUUCUUUUAAGGCUGGAGAAAAUGCAUGGCUUUGCUGAGGAACCGUAUUAGCUAAAGUGAAUUUGUUGUCACCACAGAAAACCCAUGAGGGAAGAUAUAACACCUUUGGUGUGCUGCUUGUAAUAGCUUUUUUUAAUCCACUUGAUAUUUGCUAAGUUCUUAAUGUUAACCUACUGUAAUCAGAGCUUGAUGUAUGUGUGAGUUCUGUGAGCAGCUCAGCCUGCGUUUAUUUUUACAUU
Molecule: messenger RNA, 3870 nt
Organism: Pangasianodon hypophthalmus (striped catfish)
Lineage: Eukaryota; Metazoa; Chordata; Actinopteri; Siluriformes; Pangasiidae
Gene: trhr2
Product: thyrotropin releasing hormone receptor 2
Exons: 4
Coding region: 568-2124 (518 amino acids)
Biological process (GO): phospholipase C-activating G protein-coupled receptor signaling pathway
Cellular component (GO): membrane
Molecular function (GO): thyrotropin-releasing hormone receptor activity
Source: RefSeq, a predicted model, not a curated record